GGGGCGUGAGCCGAGCUCUAGUAAGGGGGCGCCGCAGGCAGCUGCCACCCCCACUCCGCGGCCUCCGGUCCCCCAUCUCCCCUUAGACUUAAGGGCGUGAGGGAAGCACGCGGGCUCUUUCGCUUGCGAGAUUGUCCUUUUUCUCCCUUUUGCGUUCUGGUUCUGAAUUCGUCUAGGAUCCAGGAUGACAAUCCGACACCAAGGCCAGCAGUACAGGCCGAGGAUGGCAUUUCUCCCGAAGAUUGAAGCGUUAGUGAAAGACAUGCAGGACCCAGAGACAGGGGUCAGAGUGCAGAACCAGAAGAUCCUGGUCACCAGCGUCCCUCACGCCAUGACAGGAAGUGAUGUUCUACAGUGGAUCGUCCAGCGGCUCUGGAUCUCCAACCUGGAGGCCCAGAACUUGGGCAACUUUAUUGUCAAGUAUGGUUACAUCUACCCCCUGCAAGACCCCAAGAAUCUCAUUCUCAAGCCCGAUGGCAGCCUCUACCGAUUUCAGACGCCGUAUUUCUGGCCGACCCAGCAAUGGCCAGCCGAAGAUACAGACUACGCCAUCUAUCUAACCAAGCGGAAUAUCAAGAAGAAAGGGAUUUUAGAAGAACAUGAAAAGGAAAAUUACAAUAUCUUGAACAAAAAAAUUAACUACAAGUGGGACUUCGUCAUCAUGCAGGCCAAAGAGCAGUACAGGACUGGAAAGGAAAGGAACAAAGCAGACAGGUAUGCCCUGGAUUGCCAGGAGAAGGCGUACUGGCUGGUCCACCGAUGCCCUCCAGGAAUGAACAACGUGCUGGACUAUGGCCUGGACCGAGUGACCAAUCCGAAUGAAGUUCAGGUAAACCAGAAACAAACAAUCACUGCUGUCAAAAAAGAGAUCAUGUACUACCAGCAGGCCUUACUGAGGUCCACCGUGAAGUCCUCCGUGUCCCUCGGAGGGAUCGUCAAGUACAGCGAGCAGUUCUCGUCCAACGACGCCCUCAUGUCCGGCUGCCUCCCCAGCAACCCCUGGAUCACAGACGACACCCAGUUCUGGGAUCUAAAUGCCAAGUUGGUGGAAAUCCCAACCAAGAUGCGAGUGGAACGGUGGGCCAUCAACUUCAGUGAACUGAUCCGAGACCCCAAGGGUCGACAAAGCUUCCAGUACUUCCUCAAGAAAGAGUUCAGUGGGGAGAAUCUGGGGUUCUGGGAAGCCUGUGAGGAUCUGAAGUAUGGAGAUCAGUCCAAGGUCAAGGAGAAAGCCGAGGAGAUUUACAAGCUGUUCCUGGCCCCGGGAGCGAGGCGGUGGAUCAACAUAGACGGCAAAACCAUGGACAUCACGGUCAAGGGGCUGAGGCACCCCCACCGCUACGUGCUGGACGCUGCGCAAACCCACAUUUACAUGCUCAUGAAAAAGGAUUCUUAUGCGCGGUACUUGAAAUCUCCAAUCUAUAAGGAAAUGCUGGCCAAAGCUAUUGAACCCCAGGGAACCACCAAGAGAAGCUCCAGCCUCCCAUUUAUGCGGCGUCACCUGCGCUCCAGCCCGAGCCCGGUCAUCCUGAGGCAGCUGGAGGAGGAAGCCAAGGCUCGAGAGGCAGCCAACACGGUGGACAUCACCCAGGUCAUGAGCAAGCUGGACCGUAGGAGCCAACUCAAAAGGGAGCUGCCUCCGAAAUAAGUUUACAGUUCCUGGGGGUGGCGAGGGCCUGCCCUCGGGAGAGGCAAACAGAGGCAGGGUCAGAGCCUAGAAGAGUCAUUCCCCAUCCCAGCUCCCUCCGACCUCCUUCGUGGUGGGCUUCCUGCUACCACAGCAGCUCGUGCUGGUUCCCUCACUCCAGCAGCCCCGGGGCAGGAUCGGCCGUGGUGGGGGCAGGGCACCUGACUCAGCUGCUGUGUGACCACCCAUCUAAUGGGAGGGGGUUCUUGUAGUGAGAACCACAGAGACAACAGGCUGAUUUGCGUUCCGCCACUUGCUUUGGAAAGUUAAAGAGAAGGCCUUCCCGCGCCCUCUCCACUCCCAGGCAUAGUUUGCUCAGGCACAUUGGUUUCAGAUAGCUCAGUGAAGUGUCCCCUCCCGUCCUCACCUGUCCAGUUUAGACUUGGCCUCUGACGCAGCCUCAGAUCCUGCCAAGGGAGGAGUCGCAGGGCUUCCCUGUGGGUGCGCGUCACUGGGCGCCUCCCGAGCAGUCAAGGUGAAAUGGCCUUCAGAGGAGCAUCUUUUUGGAUAAAGAACAAAGGGGUUGAUGUCUUCAUUCACAGGAGGAGGGAUGGUAGAUAUCUGUGCCAUUUUCAAGAGGGGUCAAGGUCAAAGGUAAUACCCUCUCAGAUAUUGCCUAGAUAUUAGUGCUUCCCUCCUCUGUAGCUGUAGGCUAGGCCAGCCCUGUGGUCGGGGUGGAGUGGAGGGCAGUUCAGACUCUAACCUUGGGAGGCCUACAAGGUUAUCUGUGAAAGCAGGCUUGCCCCACACACCUGUGUAAGAAGGGAAAGGAGAUAGAACAGGUCGCUGAGCCACCUUGCACGGCAAGAAGACUCACUCAUUGAGCAUGUUUACUGAGUGCCUACUAUGUGCCAGGCAUUGGAGAAUAAAAUAGACAUAGUCCCUAUCUCAUGGAGCUAUUGCAUGUCUGGGACUGACAAAAAAUAACGAGGCCAACUAUAUCAGGUAGCUGUUGCUGUGUAACAACUACCCAGAAAGCUGGAGUGGCAUGUGAUCCUAAGUGUUCAUUGCUCAUGCGUGUAUGGCCAUCUGUGCGGCUCUGUUGGUCUUGGUGGCAUUCACUCCCCUGCUGGGGGCCGAUGUGUGGAGGCCGAGGCUGGGAUGAGUGGAAUGCUUCUUCUCCGCUUCACAUGUCUCAUCCGCAGCAUGAGCCUAGGCACGAGGCUGUGGGCAUGGCAAGGGACUGAGUGGGAACACGUAAGGUUUUGGGGGGGCAGGCUAGAAACUGGCACACAGUCUCUUCCCCCUCAUUUGUUUAGCCAGAGCAGGAACCAGAGCCUGCUGAGAUGCAAGGGGUGGGAAAAUAGACUCUAUCUCUUUAGUGAGAGAAAUUUCAAAGUCUCGUGGCAGAAGGAAAGCAGACAGGGAGGGACAGAGAAUUGGGGCCGUGAUUGCCAUCAACGAUGCAAACACAUACAUGGCAAAACCCAUAGAAGGUAUUAUUAAGGAAAUGGAUAUGUGUGUGAGCAAGAUGAGGGGGUGUGUAGGUUACGGAGGCUUCUCCCAGGUGGUGACAGAUGAGCAGCUGAUGGAAAGAGCUGGCCAUACAAUGAAUGUGGGCUAGCCAGGGAGACCUUUCCAGGCCGAGGGGGCUGCGUGGACAAAGGCCCAGUGGUGGGAGACGGCUCGCAGUGAACGGGAGCACUGGGGGGUGGAGCCCGGUGGACAAGGGGGAAACGGAACGAGAUGAGGUGAGAGAGGUGGGCAGGGCCAGGUCAUCGAGGACUUUUUAGGCUGUUGUGAGGAGUUUGUGGAUCUUGGUUUCAUGUAAGCAAAUGAUUUUUCUUCCUGGGGCCAACUCUGCUCAUUUGUUUUUGGGGAUGGUGAGGGAAGGGUAGGUGAGAAGGGACCGGAGGGGGUAGCGCGCACUGCAUGCUGAGCCUGAAUGCAACCCUCUCCCCACCCGCCUGCUCCCAGGGAGUCGGAGUUCAGGGGGCCACAAGGGCUCACUCGACUUCUCACUCACUUUCUGGACAGAAAUCGCAUCUCUUCAUGCCAUCUGCUCUGCCUUUCAUUAAAAAUCCUGUGAUUGUGUUCUCAUGUCAACAUUCCUGCUCCAUUUCAUGCUCCUUCCCCCACUUCCGGCGGCUCCCCUGCAUAAUAAAACAGCAGCACAGCACAAACCAAAGCGAAACCGGGCUCUCUUUCACUGUGUCUCUGGUGUGUCCCAUUUCUUUGCCGUGUGCCUUGCAUUCCACCGCUUUGCUGCUUCAUACCAAUGGUGGGUAUGGCAUCAUCUGGAAGGGCUGGGUCUCCAAGUGCAAGUCCCAGGCCUCUCUAAGAGUGGCCAAGGCCAUGGUGGGCCGGGGUGGAAAGAGCACCCUGCUUAGAGUGUCCAGGGCCAAUUGGGUUAAUGGUUAUUUGCCCAGAAGGAAGGACCUCCUCAGGCCAGGUAAGUGAAGCAGGACAGUGGCCACCUUCCUUACCUGUACUGUCAUUCAUCCUGGGGAAGAGAAGCAUGUGGGGUGGGGGUGGGGGGCGAAUGGGAUGGGGAAGAGGACAAAGAAUCGGGGGACUGGGGGUGUGUGGAGUGGCUCAUAGCUGUAUGAUCUUGGUUACACUGCACCAUCGCCGUGAGCCUCAGUUGUUGUUUUUUAAUCUGUGAAGUGGGGAUUAGAAUGAGGGUUUGUCCCAAGUUCUGUGUAAGUAUGGUGGGGUGUUCUCACUUAGUUCAGGGAGGAGCAGUUGGAUGUGUCUCACAACAAAGCCUAUUUCAUCGUUCUGCUGUUUUGGCCCACUCUCCAGGGCCCCAAGUCCUACCCAGACCCCACAGGCAAUGGGAUGGCAAU
This is a messenger RNA of Phyllostomus discolor (pale spear-nosed bat), 4476 nucleotides long. It is a transcript of the gene RGS9, whose product is annotated as regulator of G protein signaling 9. The transcript has 17 exons. Gene Ontology annotation, biological process: intracellular signal transduction; G protein-coupled receptor signaling pathway; regulation of G protein-coupled receptor signaling pathway. The record is from RefSeq and is a predicted model, not a curated record. The coding region runs from base 185 to 1648 and encodes 487 amino acids. NCBI's taxonomy places the organism in Eukaryota, Metazoa, Chordata, Mammalia, Chiroptera, Phyllostomidae.